Molecule: messenger RNA, 1635 nt
Organism: Danio rerio (zebrafish)
Lineage: Eukaryota; Metazoa; Chordata; Actinopteri; Cypriniformes; Danionidae
Gene: ttc27
Product: tetratricopeptide repeat domain 27
Source: RefSeq, marked validated
CAGACUCUGGUGGAUUUCUUCAGUGAGAAGGACUGUCCCGUCACGGAGAGGCUGAAGAUGUUCUACAGCUGCCGGGCUCCUCCUCUCUGGGAUCUACAGAGGCAGUUGGCGAGUCUGUUGACUGAUUUGGGCCUGACUAGUUCUGCACUGCUGAUCUACGAGAGACUGGAGCUCUGGGAGGAUGCAGUUGUGUGUCUGGAGAGGAUGGGACAGCAUGGCAAGGCGGAGGAGAUUUUGAGGCGUGAGUUGGAGAAAAAGGAGACGCCGUCGCUGUACUGUCUGCUGGGCGAUGUACUGAAGGAUCCGCAGUAUUAUGACCGAGCAUGGGAGCUUUCCAAACACCGCAGCGCACGUGCCCAGCGCUCCAAAGCUCUGCAUCACCUGCGCCACAGAGAGUUCCAGCAGUGUGUGGAGUGUUUCGAACGCUCUCUACAAAUCAACUCCAUGCAGUUGGGUGUGUGGUUUUCCCUGGGCUGUGCAUAUUUUGCAUUGGAAAGCUACGAAGGAGCCGCCAGAGCUUUUCAGAGAUGCGUCGGACUGGAACCAGAUAAUUCAGAAGCUUGGAACAACCUUUCCACGGCCUACAUCAAACUGAGACUGAAGGAGAAGGCGUUCCGCACCCUUCAGGAAGCGCUCAAGUGUAAUUAUGAGCGAUGGCAGAUCUGGGAGAAUUUCAUUGCGGUGUGUGUAGACCUGGGCGAGUUCAGUGAAGCUAUCAGAGCCUACCAUCGGCUCAUGGAGCUCAAGGACAAAUACAAGGACGUGGAGGUUCUGGAAAUCCUGGUGCAAGCAGUAGUGGAUAAUCUGACCGAUCACCGGGGCGAACAGGCCUCCAUUCUCAGACCCAAACUCCAGGAGCUCUUGGGCAGAGUGUCGUCCCGCUGCAGCACAGACGCACAGAUAUGGAAACAGUACGCCCGUCUUUAUGGCGAUGGACAUAGCAACAAUGCAGAAGACAAUGAAAAGGCGCUGCAGUUUCUGAGUAAAGCUCAUCGAUGUGAAACGCAGGCGGCUGGAUGGGAGAAAGACACAGGCAGCUUCAAAUCUGUGGUGAAAGGUGCCAGAGACAUGGCUAAUGUGUCCAUCAGCUGCAGCAGGUCGAAACGCAGUCCUCAAGAGGCUCUGCAGCUGCUGUCUUCAGCUCGACUCAGUCUGAAGAGUCUGACCACCAAAGCCAGACAACUGUACACUGACGUGGCCACAGGUGAGCUCCACGAUGACCUCAGAGAUGAUGUCAUCGAACUGGAGCAGCUCAUCACAGAAAUCCAGGAUUUGAGCGCACAGCUGCGCAGCCAAUGACAAGCCAGAUCAUUAUCUGCUAUUCCUCUCUUUGGUUACUUUAAAUGUUGCACUUUUAACAUCAUGUAUUAGACCAACAAAACCUCUGGAGAUCCUGGAGAGUUCAGGACGUCUGUCACUUGUUUUUAAAUCAACAGGGGAAAUAAAACCUGGAAGAAGGACUUGAUGUUUUUUUUUUUUUCCCCAUUAUGACCUGAUCCAGGGUCAGUUGUCUAUGCCUUAAUCAGAGCUCCUGUAAUCACAGUGUGUGGUUUUUAAGAUCCCCGAGACUGGUAUUGAAAUUUCUUUGUACAAGAGUGCCUGUUAAAUAAACAGUAAACAUCUUUUUCUAACAUA